AUGUGGUGGUGGCUGCUUGGUAUUUUGAGCUGCGUGCUGCUGCUGGUGGUCGUCAUCUUCUUCCUGGUCAUCGGGCAACGCUACAAGGUGUUCAGCGAGAAGUGCCUGAGGCCACCAGGACCUUUGGUCACCGACAGCAGGCAGAGGGAUGACAGACUGAAGAAAGGGUUCCGUGUGGACCGUGUUCCUCCUGCUCUGGAUGCGGUGGUGAUUGGAAGUGGUGUGGGGGGGUUGACAGCAGCAGCUCUUCUGUCCAAAGCGGGGAAGAAGGUUUUAGUUCUGGAGCAACAUGAUCAUGCUGGAGGCUGCACGCACACCUUUCAGAAUAAGGGAUUUGAGUUUGAUGUGGGUAUCCAUUACCUGGGCCAGCUUCAUGAAAACAGCAUGCUGCGGAUUGCUCUGGAUCAGAUCACAGAGGGACAGUUGCAGUUCACAAAACUGGAGCAGCACUUUGACACGCUGAUCCUGGGUCAGAACGACCAGCGCAAGGAGUACCAUAUCCAUGCAGGGAAGACUGAGAUGGCAGAAAGUUUGAAGAAGCAGUUCCCAGGAGAGGAGGAGGCCAUCGAUGAGUUCAUGAGAUUGAUGAAGCUAUCGUCACGACGGACACCCCUUAUUGCCACCUUGAAGAUCAUACCAUAUUGGUUGGUCAAUUUCCUGGUUCGAACCGGCCUUUUAGAUCGUAUAUCUUCAGUGUUCCGCUUGGCAUCCACCAACCAUUCAGAAGUAAUGUCCCGCCUCACAAAGAACAAGGACCUGCAGGCACUGUCUGCCUAUCUGUUCUAUGGUGUCCCUCCUAAAGAGUCUAGCUUUCUCAUCAAUGCUCUCCUUCUUCACCACUACAAGCGUGGUGCGUACUACCCACGAGGGGGCGCCAGCGAGUUUGCCUUUCAUAUCAUCCCUGUUAUUCAGCAGGCAGGCGGUGCUGUGCUGGUGAGAGCUCCUGUACAACAGAUCCUGAUCAACCAACAAGGGAAGGCCUAUGGUGUGACGGUGCUUAAAGGACAAGAAGAGAUUGAGGUCCAUGCCCCUGUUGUGAUUUCCAAUGCUGGAAUCUUCAACACCUUCCAGAAGUUUCUGCCUAAGCCCAUACAGGACAAACCAGAGAUCAAGUCAUUGUUGAGUUUGGUGCGUCAUGGCAUGGGUUCCUUCUUGGUCUUUGUUGGUCUGGAUGGAACCAAAGAGGAGCUUGGCAUUGUUUCCACCAACUUCUGGAUGUAUAAAGACAAUGACUUGGACUCACUUAUGGAGCGUUACUCUUCUCUGAGCAGAGACCAGGUAUUGGGAAACAUCCCCAUGAUGUUCAUCACAUUCCCAUCCGCUAAAGAUCCUACAGCCAACAUGAGACAACCAGGUAAGUCCUGUAUGACGCUGCUCACCAUGGCUCGCUAUGAGUGGUUUGAGGAGUGGGAGAGUACAAAGCUUGGCAAGAGGGGGCAGGAUUACCUGGAUAUGAAAAACAGCAUGGCUCAAGAGCUGUUGGACUGGGCAUUAACAAUCUUCCCUCAACUGAAAGACAAGGUGGUGAUGGUGGAUGCUGCCACUCCUCUAACUAACAGUCACUAUUUGGGCGCUCCAAGAGGUGAGAUGUAUGGUGCUGAACACAACUUGGAGCGCUUCACCCCAGAUACUGUUGCAAGGACACGACCACAGACACCGAUCAGUGGACUCUACCUAACAGGUCAGGAUGUAUUCUGUAACGGCAUGGCUGGGGCGCUGCACGGUGGACUCCUCUGCGCUUCAGCUGUCCUCAAUCAGAUCCUCUACAUUGACCUUCUGGCCUUGAAGACCCGAAUGAAAAACAAAAACAUCAAUCAUAGGAUGAGCUGGUAG
Molecule: messenger RNA, 1833 nt
Organism: Epinephelus moara (kelp grouper)
Lineage: Eukaryota; Metazoa; Chordata; Actinopteri; Perciformes; Serranidae
Product: all-trans-retinol 13,14-reductase-like
Exons: 12
Coding region: 1-1833 (610 amino acids)
Molecular function (GO): oxidoreductase activity
Source: RefSeq, a predicted model, not a curated record